AUGUGCCAACAGCAUUAUCUGCGCGGAUAUAGAGCUUGCUAUAAGCAGUACUGGUAUCUGAGCUUUUUAUGGUUUUUCCAAAUAAAACUACGCCUUAUUAUCAUGGCUUCAUUUUAUUUUAGCUCGUUAGUUAGCGAUGACCUUCUUCAUCCAUGCAGACAAUACUGCUUAUUGAGAAGGGCUAAGAUUGCUGCAGGAUCAAUAAAGCCAUUCAUAACACGUGAAGGACUUCUUUUUUGUGUAGUUGCGGGAAAAUCAAUUGGAAAGAAGAAAUUAAAGAAAGAUCAAGAAAUGAUUACUGUCGAUGAAAUUGGAACUCUCGCGAAGUCUCUACGCAAUCUAUCGUUUUCGGAAAUAGCAAUCACUAAAUGA
This is a messenger RNA of Brugia pahangi, 372 nucleotides long. The record is from the annotation of a GenBank genome assembly. NCBI's taxonomy places the organism in Eukaryota, Metazoa, Nematoda, Chromadorea, Rhabditida, Onchocercidae.